AUGAAUGAUACCAUCUUCAAGGAUCGCAUUGCAGCAUUGCUGCAAGUUUUUCAAGCAACAAAAAUUAUUAAAGCGGAUAAUAUUCCUUGCAAGAUUGAAGAGGGUCUUUAUUUGGGCUCGCUUGGAGCUGCCAAUGACAAGAGCACUUUGAAACGCUUGAAUAUCACACACAUAUUGACGGUUGCCCAUUCACUGCCCCCUGCUCAUCCAAAUGAUUUUAUAUACAAAACUAUUCCUGUAAUGGAUAGAGAAGAUGUAGAUGUAUCACAGUACUUUAGUGAGUGUUUCAAAUUUAUUGAAGAAGCAAAAAAGACGGGUGGUGCUGUUUUGGUUCAUUGCUUUGCUGGAAGAUCCCGAAGUGUGGCCAUUGUUGUUGCUUAUCUGAUGAUGAAGAACGGCAUGAGCUUAUCUGAAGCUCUGGAGCAUGUGAAGAGAAAAAGACCAGUUGCAUCUCCCAACUCUGGCUUUAUUUCGCAGCUGCAAAACUUCGAGAGAUCUCUUCAAGAAUCGAAGACUGGAAGGGCUCGUGAAGUUUAG
Molecule: messenger RNA, 537 nt
Organism: Fraxinus pennsylvanica
Lineage: Eukaryota; Viridiplantae; Streptophyta; Magnoliopsida; Lamiales; Oleaceae
Source: the annotation of a GenBank genome assembly